CGCUCGGCUCCGUUCGGCUCGGUUCGGCCCCGCUCGGCCAUGGCGAAGCGGGCGGCGCUCCCCGCCGGGCCCCUCGGGGACGAUUUCUCCUUCGUGAGCCCGGUGGCCAAGUACGUGCUGUUCUUCUUCAACCUGCUCUUCUGGAUGAUCUCCAUGGUGAUGGUGGCCGUGGGGGUGUACGCCCGGCUGCUGAAGCACGCAGAGGCGGCCAUGGCGUGCCUGGCAGUGGACCCUGCCAUCCUCCUCAUCGUGGUGGGCGUCCUCACCUUCCUCAUCACCUUCUGCGGCUGCGUGGGCUCCCUGCGGGAGAACAUCUGCCUGCUGCAGGUGUUCUCUGUCUGCCUGACCAUCAUCUUCCUCCUGCAGCUGGCGGCCGGCGCGCUGGGCUUUGUGUUCUCUGAUAAGGCCCGCGAGAAGGUCAGCGAGAUCAUCAACGGGGCCAUCGUGCAUUACCGGGACGACCUGGACCUGCAGAACCUCAUCGAUUUCGGGCAGAAGGAGUUCAGCUGCUGCGGGGGUGUCUCCUACAAGGACUGGUCCCAGAACAUGUACUUCAACUGCACGGCCACCAACCCCAGCCGUGAGCGCUGCUCCGUGCCCUUCUCCUGCUGCCUGCACGAUGCUGACCAGGCUGUCAUCAACACCAUGUGUGGCCACGGGAUGCAGGCCAGGAGCUACCUGGAGGCCAGUGCCUUCAUCCACACCAACGGCUGCAUCGACAAGCUGGUCAACUGGACCCACAGCAACCUCUUCCUGCUGGGGGGCGUCGCCCUGGGGCUGGCCCUGCCCCAGCUGGUGGGCAUCGUCCUGGCGCGGCUCCUCAUCAACCAGAUCCGCGACCAGAUCAAGCUGCAGCUCUACAACCAGCAGCACCGGGCAGACCCCUGGUCCUGAGCCCGCACCCUCCCCGCGGCACGGCGGCGCUCCGGGGCCAUUCCCGAGCCCGAGGGGCUCCGCUGGACCACAGGGAAUGUAGAUCUGCGGUGGCUGCACAGGAGACUCCGUGCCUUUGGCAGCCGGUGCUGGGCUCGGCCUGGAGGUGCUGAGCUGAAGCAGCUGAAGCCGGGGAAUCGCUGCCUGUCCGUCUGUCCUGCUGGCGCACAAAGCUUCGCACUGGGAUGUGCUUCCCCUCCCUGCGAGUGCUGGAGAAGGACGUCUGUCUGUCUGUCGGUCUGUCUGUGUGUCCGUGCACCGAGCUGCCUUCACCCAGGCCGGGCUGCGGGGCCGGGGAUGUCCCCCCCCCGUGUCCGGGUGUCCGUCUCGGUGUCGCUGGCCGCGGGGACAGCUGAGGGGACCGAGGGGUGCCGGGCUGUGCCCGUUCCUUGCCUUUCCCGGACAAUAAAGACAGGAGGCCGUACGCGGCGGGCUGUGCCGGGCUGCAGAGGCCGCAGGGGACACGGCGGUGCCUCUGGGGACACAGAGGCCGCGCCAGGCCCUGUGCGGCUGUGAGACCCCAAAACGAGGAGGGAACGCGGCUGAAGGGCCUGGCCCGGCCCCUCGGAGCUGUCGCAAACCGUGGGUGGAGUUUUUGGGGUUGGGUUUUUAGUUUUGGUUUUUUUUUUUUUUUUUUUUUUUCUUUUAAUGUUCCCUUCGGCUCGGGCUGGGUGGUCCCUCCCGCGGAGGGAGCCGGG
This is a messenger RNA of Melospiza georgiana, 1631 nucleotides long. It is a transcript of the gene TSPAN33, whose product is annotated as tetraspanin 33. Gene Ontology annotation, cellular component: membrane. Bases 40 to 894 code for a protein of 284 amino acids. The record is from RefSeq and is a predicted model, not a curated record. NCBI's taxonomy places the organism in Eukaryota, Metazoa, Chordata, Aves, Passeriformes, Passerellidae. The transcript is spliced from 8 exons.